Molecule: messenger RNA, 7485 nt
Organism: Oncorhynchus mykiss (rainbow trout)
Lineage: Eukaryota; Metazoa; Chordata; Actinopteri; Salmoniformes; Salmonidae
Product: rho guanine nucleotide exchange factor 11
Biological process (GO): G protein-coupled receptor signaling pathway
Cellular component (GO): cytoplasm
Molecular function (GO): G protein-coupled receptor binding; guanyl-nucleotide exchange factor activity
Source: RefSeq, a predicted model, not a curated record
GUCUUGUGUUUGUCUUGCUCUUCGGACAUGGUUUGAUAUCCAUACACAACUACCAAAUACUGUCUGGGAGAGGACUAGCUAGCUAAUAACAACAUAAUAUGGAACAUCGGUUUGAAGGCUGCAAUUAAAUACAUGAGCAUAUGAAUGCAAUCAGAAAUGUGGAUUAAUCAGGGAAUGCGAGGAAAUAUAGGACAACGGGAUCUCACCUAAUGGAAUGAACCAGUUUGAUCAAAUGAAGCGAGUUGUUUGGAAAGCCACGACGAAUCGAAUGGACUGUCUUUCCAUAAAGAAAUGAAUGCAGGUUUAAUGAACACAUUGUUACGAAUGGGGCACUGGACAUACUAUUACAUUCAAGAAGGAUAACUGGCCUCAGUCGCAGCGUUUCAGAUUCUACCUUGCGAAUGUAUUUGAGUGGCAGGCUAAUUCUUUAGCUUCAGCUAGACCCCUGUCGCGUCGGCGUCAUAGACGACGCUUGUGCCCAGUCACAGAGCGUAGGUGAUGUCGCGGAUGGCAUUCGGCCUCUAUCAGAAUUAACUAGGUAACCAGCCAUUAUUUGCUUAUCAAAAAACAAGUAUUCUCUACACAAGUACUUGGAGAUUGCCUGUGAAAACAUGAGGAAGGUGCUCAGAGCAGUCUCUGAACGGAAUAAGCUCCCCACUAGCUGACGUGAGGAGUUGAAACGUAGCAGGCGGCAGCACUGUGGAACUCUGCGGAAGAAAUUUGAAGAACAAAGGAGAUGGUCACCCUGCUGUGACAUAAUUGGACCGCCGGAGAGGACACGGACGCGCUCGAGCCGUCUGCAGUCAUGAGUCUCCGCACCCCCACCUCAACACUGGACAGGCUAAGCAGCCUGACGAUAGGAGACUCGGAGCGCAACACCUCCAGCGGCCAGCAGAGGGAGCCUCCAGCUGACAUCCCCCCUGAGAACACAGGUCCAGGUCUGGUUCAGAGAUGUGUGGUGGUACAGAAAGACCAGCUGGGGUUUGGCUUCACCGUGUGUGGCGAGAGGAUCAAGCUGGUGCAGAAUGUCCGACCAGGUGGUGCAGCAGUCAAGGCAGGGGUCCACGAGGGAGACAGAAUCAUAAAGGUGAACGGCUCGCUGGUGUCGUCCAUGUCUCACCAGGAGGUGGUGAAGCUCAUCAAGUCUGGGCCGUAUGUUGCCCUGACACUUCAAGGACCGCCCCCUUCAGCAGCCGCCCUCGUCCUCCAACCCCUCCCCGCUGACCUCUUACCCAAUCAGAGGACGUCACUGGGAGGUGAAGCCCCGCCACCACCACCUCCACCCCUGCCCCCCGGACUUACCAGCACCCCCUCCCAAAGAAUCAACAAACCACUACAGAACCUAGAUGUACAGAAACACGCCACUCAGAUCCUCAGGAACAUGUUGGAACAGGGAGAGGCUGAGCUCCAGGACUUGAUGGAGGAGCUGUCACGGAACCCCUCCCCAUCACUGGAGGAGCGAAUCGAUAGUGCCAAGAGGCGCACCCAACAAGUGCGGGUUAAAAUCAAGCAAGAUCUGGAUGGAACUCGCCCCGAAGCUGUGUCCAACUAUGUAAUAGCAGGAGAUGCUCGGCUGUCGGUGGACUCAAGUGAAGGAGACUUUGAGACCUGUGAGAGCCCCCACUCCUCCCCCUCCUUCUUCAGGACCCCCCUACGCUGGAGACAGGGCUCCGACACACACACCUUCUCUGACUCGGCUGGGAAGACUCAGAUCAUUGGCCCCGAGGAAGAGGAGGAAGAGGACGACAGCUAUGCUGUCAAUGAGAUGGACGGUCCAUUUCAGGACAUAGAGCUUCUCAAGUCGAGACCGGCCCAUAUGACGGUGUUCAUGAGAUAUGUCUUCAGCCAGCUACUGGAUCCCAACCCACUGCUGUUCUACCUGUCAGUGGAGGCCUACCUGGGCUCCAGCCCUAAAGACGCCCGUGCCCUCGCGCCUCAGAUCUGCUCCCACUUCCUGGACCCUGACGCUGCGUUAAAAAUCAGAGUACGAGAAGAGUACCUGGCUGAUAUAGAGAGUCGUCUCCAUGCCCAGGAGGACAUCAGGGGACCUCUGUCUGAGCUCCAACAGCAGGUGCUACCUGACAUUCAGGACCAAAUACAGGACUACAGGAACAAGCAGAUGAUGGGUCUGGGCUCUCUGUUUGGAGAGGGAGACCUGCAGCAGCUGGAUGGAGACCCAGCCAAGGAGAAACAGGUGGUGGACAGACAGGUCACUGCUCUCUGGGAGAUACUCUCGAAGCACGAAGACGACAGAAGUUCUCCUCUAGCCUCUGCGGUGCUGUUGUACCUCCGUCACUCGGGCAUUAAGCUGAGGGACUCCAGGGUGUUUCCAGGACUCAGCACUGAGAAGGAGAAGUGGCUCGCCUUUUUCCCCAAGACCAAGAAGCUGAGCAGUGCAAAGAAAGAGAAGGAUGGAGAGGACAGGAAGAGAAACCCCAUCCUAAAGUAUAUCGGCAAGCCCAGGAGCACCUCCCAGUCCACGUUCCAUGUCCCGUUGUCUCCCACUGAAGUGCGUCCUGGCAGUGUGAGGAACAUCAUCCAGCAGUUUGAGAACCACCCAGAGAUCCCCGGGGAGGAGGGGGACGAGGGAGACCUCCAGAGACUGUCCUCCAGCAGCCUGGGAGAGGACAGUAUGGACAGCCCUAUGGUGUCGGUGCGUCUGGCUCGUAGUGAGUCUCUGAAGGCGCAGGGGGAGGGGCGUCGGCGGGGCGGGGCUUCAGGAGUGGAGACAGUCCCUCGUUCCCGUAGCGACGUGGACAUGGAGGACUGUGGGGAGGAGAUAGAGGGGCCGGGCCUGAGACCCCUACACCACAGCGCCUCCUCCUCAGCCACCAGUAGCUCAGCACGAUCCUUGGAGAACCCCACGCCUCCAUACACCCCUCGAUCGUCUAGACGACAGUUUGAGGAGUCCCCGGUGGCCCUGCUCCCUGAUGCCCCAGCCCUAGAGGACGACGUGGUGGACAGUCACAACUGGCAGGAGACAGUGGCCCCUCAGGUCCUGGCUACACUCUGUCCCCGAGAGGUGGACCGACAGGCCGUCAUUUACGAGUUGUUGACGACAGAGGCGUCUCACCUGCGUACUCUCAGGGUCUUGGAUCAGGUGUUUUUCCAGAAGAUGAGGUGUGUUCUGAGCUCUGACGAGCUGGCCUGCAUCUUUCCCAACCUGCCUCAGGUCUACCAACUACAUGUAAGCCUGUGUGAAGCCAUGAAGAAGAAAAGGGAAUCUCCCAUCGUUCAGGGCAUCGGUGACAUCAUGCUGGCCAGGUUUGAGGGCGUGGCGGGGGAGGAGUUUCAGGAGCAGGCGUCCCACCUGUGCAGCCAGCAGUCUCAGGCUCUGGAACUCAUUAAGAACAAGCAGCGCAAAGACCCCCGCUUCACACACAUCAUCCAGGAGUGUGAGGCCAGUCCUCACUGUAGGAGGCUGCAGCUGAAGGACCUGCUGGUGUCUGAGACACAGAGACUCACCAAGUACCCUCUGUUACUGGACAACAUCAUCAAACACACAGAGGCUGGCUCCACAGACCUCCCGCCUCUCCAACGUGCACAGGCCUGCUGCCGUGGGAUUCUGCAGGCCGUCAAUGAAGUCGUCAGGGAGACUGAACACCGGCAACGACUCAACCAAUACCAGCGCAAGCUGGACCCCACGCCACAGUUCAAGAGUCUGGACCUGACCAGUAAGACAAUGAUCCAUGAGGGUCCUCUCACCUGGAAAGUCAGUAAAGACAAAACCUUAGAGAUCCAGGCCCUGCUGCUAUCAGACCUGCUGGUUCUGCUCCAGAGAGGUCCAGACGACCGGCUGCUACUGCGCUGCCCGUCCCGCUGGCUGGGGGGAGGAGGAGGUGGUAGCGGGGACACCAAGGCCUCCUUCAGCCCCGUGGUCCAGCUAGACUCCCUCCUGGUGCGCUCUGUGGCCACAGACAACAAGGCCCUGUACGUCAUCAGCACCACAGAGAGAAAGAUCUAUGAACUGGUAGCGGGGACGUCCUCAGAGAAAAACAUCUGGAAGGACCAACUUGAAAAGACCAUCUCAUUGGUUGCUGGCUCCUCACCUUCGACCAAUAACAGAUCCACACCUAUUUUCUCCCCAAGUCUUGGCAACGCUUCCCCUGUCUCAACUGGCAGCCAUGUCUAUCAAUCAGACGACUCGAUGACGGAGCAGGUGGUUUUCAUGGAGACGGACUCCCCUAACGAUGAGGAUAACGAGCUCACACGCACCACACCAACGGACCAAUCAGGAGCUUUCUUCUGCGGGGAGGGGCAGGACUACGUCAAGCGACGAAUUGGAGUAGCAGAGGCAGCUCUUGAAGACGUGGAGACGCUAAGGCAGCUGAUUUUCCGCGACCUGGAAGAUGGGUGGAGUCACGGCUCAGAUGGCACGCCCACAAACGAGGCAGCCAAUGAGAGGAGCCCGUUCAAUGACCACCAGAGGACGCCGUCCUCUGAGACUCUCCUUAGCGUCAGUCCCAGCCAAUGGGAGGCUGAGCACGCAGAAGCACCGCCCUCGGAAGUGGAGUGCCCAAGUGUGCAUGUUGUGAGGAAAGCUGUGGUUGCGGGCUCCCCUUCUAUCCCUGAUGACAUCACUGAAGAUGUCACCCUCCACUCUGACCAAUCACCUGAGCCGAGAGGCGAGGCCAGUGUACGGGGAAACGUGUUCUACCUGGUGAUGCCUACAGAGCAGGGAGAGGGACUGCUGGAUGAGAGUCACACAGAUGAGGUCAACGACCCCCCCACCCCGACCACCACUGAACUUCCUGAUCUGGAACAGGAAGUGAUUUCAUCGCCCGUACAGACUCAUGAGAAAGAAGGGCAGGUCGCUUCCAUCAUGUCUGCGGACAAUCAAUCGGAGAGGGGAAAUCUGAGUCGGCAGGAAGGGCAGAGUCAAUCACAAAAGAGCCUCCAGAGCCAUAUAAUCAAAAACGUGGAUGACAUUUUCCACACCAUCGAGGAGUUGAUGAGAAAGCUGCACCAGCUGAGGGACAUAGAGACAGCUCAUCACCAGCUCCGGAAAACACUGAGAGAGCCGCCUGUCAAUCCAGAGUCUGGUGACCUCUUUCGUAUCCAGGCAACCAUCGUCAGGACACCGUUUCUGGACCGGGACCCAGGGGACGGAAAGGAGGCGAGCCCAGCAGAGCCAGCCAAGCUGAAGAUCCUCUCCACUGGAUUCUAACGUUGUCAUUUCAGCGAGGACUUAAGACUUACCCCCACCCUGCCGUAGAUAUACGCACACACACACUGAUGGACUGGGACCCCAACUUUUACCCCCUAACCCCCUCUCACACCCCUCACCAUCAGCCCAAUCCCAGCACGCACUGCUCAUGGGAGCAGAAUCCAGGAAGUAUCGGGAUGUCGUUGGCGUUGCCCUGGGAGACCAGGAAUUGAUGCAGGACUGAUGCCCCUGCCCCCUGACACCCAAGGGGCUGCCCCCAGCAUGGAGUUAGGGUGAACUCUGACCUCGGCGGAGCAGGAAAGAGUCCUGGGAUGAGAGGAUGGACAGAUGAAGGGGGGAAAUGGAGAGAAGCAGUGAUGAAACAGUUGUGUGAAGAAGCAAAGAGAGUACAAGAAGUGAGAGGAAUCUAAAUUGCGUAAUGUCAAGGAUAAAAUGUUGAAUGGAAUGAAUAAGGUUGGCUACAUUGGAAGGAGAAGUUAAUAUACUUUGAAAAGAACACUGGGUUUAAGGGAGAGAGUUGAGAAGUGACUGAUGUUUUGACAAAAUAACGACUGGACAACUGAAGGAACCCGGCACUUUACCCACAAUGCAUCCUCUGUCAUGUAUCCAUACGCCAAAGCUGAUUGGACUGGUGAGGGAUAGGACACUGGACAGAUCACCGGCUCCAUUGGGAGUCAAAGCUGCACCUAGUUUGAGCCAAGAUGGUAGUUCUUUACCGCUGGUUGCUUUACAGUAUGCUUGCCAUGGAGGCUGAUCGAAGGACUGUGUCUAUAUAGCUAUAUAUUCAGGUUUAUUGCACUGGGCCAAGAGGAAGGAAGGAGGGAGUAAAGAGAUCACAACAUGCACAGUCCUCAUUCAUCCAUAAAAUCAUUCAUGUUAUGUGAUACAUAUGUUUGAUAAUCACACAGGAGAGAAACGCCAUGAAGGAAGAGGGGUGUUGUUGUUAAGGGAUAACCAAGAUGGCGGUCGGUCAGUCAUUCUGACGUAUGCAGCAAGUCCUGCAUGUAUGUACAGCUGCUAAGCUACAGGAUGGGUUGUCUGUAGCGACAACAUCUUCCCGGUGACCUCAGUAACGCGUCGUGGUAACACUACUACCGCACUGUUCUCUACUGAAUGGCUGUUGUCUCGUCUACAGCGCUACUCCUAGACAUACAUGACCACUACGAAAAAGGAUACAUGUUCAAUGAAUGCACAGAUGUCUAUCAUGUCGUCAUCAUUUCCUAAAGAACGCUCUACUGUAUUGUGUGUGUAAUACUGUGAAUCCCCUCUAUACUACUAUACCAUGACUAGUGUUUGCUGUACUGCCACAAAAAAACAUGAAGGGAUGUUCCUUCAUACAGAGUGGCAUAGGUCUGAACUGAAAGACACCUUUUGCACAGGCGACUUGUAUUCAUUGGGAGAGGAAGUCUGUUAACCCUCUAAGUGUGUGGUCAGCGUACGAUAUGUCUGUGUGACACUACAGUGUGUGUGUGGUCAGCGUACGAUGUCUGUGUGACACUACAGUGUGUGUGUGGUCAGCGUACGAUAUGUCUGUGUGACACUACAGUGUGUGUGUGGUCAGCGUACGAUAUGUCUGUGUGACACUACAGUGUGUGUGGGGUCAGCGUACGAUAUGUCUGUGUGACACUACAUUGUGUGUGUGGUCAGCGUACGAUAUGUCUGUGUGACACUACAGUGUGUGUGUGGUCAGCGUACGAUAUGUCUGUGUGACACUACAGUGUGUGUGUGGUCAGCGUACGAUAUGUCUGUGUGACACUACAGUGUGUGUGUGUGGUCAGCGUACGAUAUGUCUGUGUGACACUACAGUGUGUGUGUGGUCAGCGUACGAUAUGUCUGUGUGACACUACAGUGUGUGUUGUCAGCGUACGAUAUGUCUGUGUGACACUACAGUGUGUGUGUGGUCAGCGUACGAUAUGUCUGUGUGACACUACAGUGUGUGUUGUCAGCGUACGAUAUGUCUGUGUGACACUACAGUGUGUGUGUGGUCAGCGUACGAUAUGUCUGUGUGACACUACAGUGUGUGUGUGGUCAGCGUACGAUAUGUCUGUGUGACACUACAGUGUGUGUGUGGUCAGCGUACGAUAUGUCUGUGUGACACUACAGUGUGUGUGUGUGGUCAGCGUACGAUAUGUCUGUGUGACACUACAGUGUGUGUGUGGUCAGCGUACGAUAUGUCUGUGUGACACUACAGUGUGUGUUGUCAGCGUACGAUAUGUCUGUGUGACACUACAGUGUGUGUUGUCAGCGUACGAUAUGUCUGUGUGACACUACAGUGUGUGUUGUCAGCGUAUGAUAUGUCUGUGACACUACAGUGUGUG